Messenger RNA from Aspergillus japonicus CBS 114.51, 537 nucleotides. RefSeq lists its product as uncharacterized. The coding region runs from base 129 to 383 and encodes 84 amino acids. The transcript has 2 exons. NCBI's taxonomy places the organism in Eukaryota, Fungi, Ascomycota, Eurotiomycetes, Eurotiales, Aspergillaceae. The record is from RefSeq and is a predicted model, not a curated record.
GCAGCAUACUGGAGCCAACCCCCUCCUUCUUCCUCUCCGCCCUCCUUUUUAAUGGAAGAAGCGAAGUACAGUACUAUAUGUGGAAGUCUGUUCGCUUCACAAGAGACGACGGAGUAAAAAGGAUCAACAUGGUGUGUGCGUCGGCGCUUCCAUUGCCCUUCUUCGUCGUUAUUCGCUGCGAAUCACGAUCAUUACGCCUGCAUAUUAAAAAAGUCUUCUCUGUACGGAGCACUGCACCAGCCAAGUUCAAGUUCAAGUUCAAGGGUCGGGCGAUCGGGAAACCCGCUUCUCAUGGACACAGUCGGAAAGAUGCUCCACUUUUUUUCUUCCUUGACCCAAAAAAAGCCCCAGUUGAAAAAGAAUGGAUAGCGAUAUGGUGGUAAAAGAAAAUAGUUUCUAGUUUUCCACGACGUACGCCAUGAUCUGUCCCUGGAGUAUGGAAUUGUGUUUGUUGAUGCUGAAACCAACAAUGCCUCAGCCAUGAAGUCACUGAAGGAGAAACUUUCCUCAUCCGAUGGUACGCCCAGAGGCACCAGU